Messenger RNA from Phaedon cochleariae (mustard beetle), 813 nucleotides. NCBI's taxonomy places the organism in Eukaryota, Metazoa, Arthropoda, Insecta, Coleoptera, Chrysomelidae. The record is from the annotation of a GenBank genome assembly.
AUGAACAAGAAACAACAUAUGGAAAUGGAGACACUCAUAGCCGAUACACCCAACACUCAUAAAAAGAUAAAAGAACUAGCCACGCAGAUGGAGAAAGUCACAGAACUCAUGAAUAGAAAAAUUGUAACUGAAUGGCUGGAGGCGAGAAAGAUGGAGCCAGUGGAGAAAAUGACAAUUGAUGUGGAUACCCAAACGGGAACAGAUAUUCCACAUGAUAGAGGCUUAGGAAAUCACACGAGCGAACUAGAAGACGAAAGAAGAGACAUAAGGACCAGACAAAAAACCCUAGAUAAACUAGAGGAGAAACUAGAAGCAAAACGAAAGACCCUAGAGGAAAGGGAAAGUAGACUAAGGAAACAGGAGUCGGACUUAACUGCUCGAAAAGAAAUCACAAUAUCGACGUGCGCAACAUGCAAUUCGAAAAGGGAGGUAAGGGGAGAGAACAUAUGCCAAUCACUAGAAGGGAUUGAUACCUACGAGAAAUGGCUGGGCAUCGCAAAUAAAGAAUGGGGAGAAGAGCUCUUUCAAAACACAGAAAUAAAGGUAGGAAACCCACUGGAUACAAAAACAUCGACAGUGAAAGUAGUACUAAUAGAACCGACGGACAAAAAGAUGGAGAGGAGCAUACAACACCUAUACAGAGAAAAGUACCCAGAACUCAUGGAAACAACAGAUCAUUUCGCAGUUUUAGAAAUAAGUUCCAGAUGGAAACUCAAACAAAACGAUUCCACAGUUCAGAAAAUCAUCAACCCUUUAGUGCGCACUGUAGCAUAUCUGAUACACCACAUUUAUUAUUCAGCUUUAGCUUUAUAG